Lolium rigidum is the source of this 1257-nucleotide messenger RNA. RefSeq names its product rust resistance kinase Lr10-like. Bases 1 to 1257 code for a protein of 418 amino acids. Lineage: Eukaryota; Viridiplantae; Streptophyta; Magnoliopsida; Poales; Poaceae. Gene Ontology annotation, molecular function: ATP binding; protein kinase activity. The record is from RefSeq and is a predicted model, not a curated record. Gene Ontology annotation, biological process: protein phosphorylation. The transcript is spliced from 2 exons.
AUGAACUCUCUCGCCUUAGCUGGGAUCAUCGUGGGUGGCGUCGUCCUCCUCAUGGCCUUCAGGCACAUCACCAGAUGCGUCGAGGUGAACCGAGAGCGGCACGCGGAGCGGGAAAGGCUGCAAGCCAUACAGACACAGAGCGCAGCAGGUCACCUGCCGGCGACGCACAACGUCGAGCUAGAGUCGGUGAACCGAUUCCUGGACGGCAUCCUGCGCGAGAAGCCCGCGCGGUUCACGCCGGAGAACCUGCACGAGUUCACGGGGGGCUACGCGGAGCGGGUCGGUUCCGGCGGCUUCGGCGUCGUGUACCGCGGCAGGUUUCCGAACGGCGUGCUCGUGGCCGUGAAGGUGCUCAACGGCACACUCGACCGUCGCGCCGAGGAGCAGUUCAUGGCGGAGGUCGGCACGGCGGGCCGGACGUACCACAUCAACCUCGUCCGCCUCUACGGCUUCUGCUUCGACGCCACCACAAAGGCGCUCGUCUACGAAUACCUCGAGAACGGCUCCCUCGACCGCGUUAUCUUCAACGCCGCCGCCGGUGGCGCCCACGUGCUCGCGUUCGACACGCUGCACGGCAUCGUCGUCGGAACGGCGAAGGGGAUCCGGUACCUGCACGAGGAGUGCCAGCACCGGAUCAUCCACUACGACAUCAAGCCGGGCAACGUGCUGCUCGCGGCGGACUACUCCCCGAAGGUGGCCGACUUCGGGCUCGCCAGGCUCUGCAACCGCGACAACAGCCACCUGACCAUGACCGGCGCGCGGGGCACGCCCGGGUACGCGGCGCCGGAGCUGUGGCUGCCGCUCCCCGUGACCAACAAGUGCGACGUGUACAGCUUCGGCAUGCUCGUGUUCGAGAUACUAGGGAGACGGCGCAACUACCUCGAGGCCGCCCAGUCCCAGCACGCGGCAGCGCCGGACACGAUGAUCAGCCAGGAGUGGUACCCGAAGUGGGUGUGGCAGAGGUUCGACCAGGGGCGGUUCGACGACGUCAUGGCGGCGUCCGGGAUACGGGCCGAUGACAGGGAGAAGGCCGAGAGGAUGUGCAAGGUGGCGCUGUGGUGCGUGCAGUACCAGCCAGAGCUGAGGCCGGCGAUGAGCAACGUGGUGAGGAUGCUCGAGGGCGAGGAGGAGAUCGCGCGGCCUGUGAACCCGUUCACAUACAUGGCCAGCCUCCAGAUCAUUUCUGGAUCGAGCAGCGGUGGCAGCAGCACUACUGCCACUACAUCCGGCGAUUCCGCCAACAGAUCCUCGGCAUGA